CAACUCCUCAGAUGGUCCUGUUGCUUCAGACCCUGUCCGCCUGGUCCAGAAAGCUCUCCAAACCCCAGGAAGAAAAAGUCGAGAAGCCAUGAGCCACUCCACGGUCCGCACCUCUACUUCUUACCGGCGUACCUUUGGGGCUGCCUCUCCCAUGCCGCUGUACACUCCGGUGUCGUCCAGGGUGUCCGUCUCUGGGGGACGCUAUCUGAGCUCGGCGCCGCUGGCCUCGUCUCGCUCAGUGGGCUUCAGGGCGCGCUCCAGCAUGCCCGCCCCACGCCUCUCAUACGACAAAGUGGACUUCUCCUUGGCGGAGGCCGUCAACCAGGAGUUCCUGGCCACGCGCAGCAACGAGAAGGCGGAGCUGCAGGAGCUGAACGACCGCUUCGCCAACUUUAUCGAGAAGGUGCGUUACUUGGAGCAGCAGAACGCCGGUCUGCAGGCGGAGCUGACGCAGUUCCGGACCCAGCAGGAGCCCAGCCGGGCCAGCGAGCUCUUCCAGCAGGAGAUGCGUGAGCUACGGCGGCAGCUCGACGCCAUGGGCAAGGAGAGGGACCAGUACCAGGUGGAGCGGGAUAAUCUGGCUGAGGACGUGUCACACCUCAAACAGAGGUUUGAGGAAGAAGCCCAGAAAAGAGCAGAAGCUGAGAACAACCUGGUCCUCUUCCGCAAGGACGUGGAUGAUGCAACUCUGUCCCGUCUGGAGCUGGAGAGGAAGAUCGAGUCUCUGAUGGAUGAGAUUGAGUUCCUGAAGAAGCUGCAUGACGAGGAAAUCCAGGAUGUCCAAGUGAGCGUACAAAGCAUGCAGGUGAAGACGGAAGUGGAUUCCUCCAGGCCUGACCUGACCAGUGCCCUCAGAGACAUCCGGACCCAAUAUGAGAGCAUUGCCUCCAAGAACAUGCAGGAGGCAGAGGAGUGGUACAAAUCCAAGUUUGCUGACCUGACUGACUCGGCCAAACGCAGCAGUGAGGCUCUGAGGCAGGCCAAGCAGGAUUCCAAUGAGUCAAGGAGGCAAAUCCAGAGCCUGAGUUGUGAGAUUGAUGCCCUGAAGAGCACGAAUGAAGCUCUGCUGAGGCAGAUGAGAGACAUGGAGGACCAGUUUUCCAUGGAGGCUGGUGGAUACCACGACACAAUUUCUCGCCUGGAGGAGGAGAUCCGCCAUCUCAAGGAGGAGAUGUCCCGUCACCUCAGGGAGUACCAGGACCUCCUCAAUGUCAAGAUGGCCCUGGAUAUCGAGAUUGCAACCUACAGGAAGCUGCUGGAAGGCGAGGAGAGCCGGAUUGCUGUCCCUGUACUCAACAUCUCUUCCAUGAGUAUCCGCAGCAUAGUGCCCGACCACCCUGCAGAGCCUCAAAAAAAGAAGACAGUGCUGAUAAAGACCAUUGAGACUCACGAUGGUGAGGUGGUGAAGGAGUCCAAGACAAACAAUGAUUUGGAAGCUGAAGACUAAACAAAUAGCAAUUCUUGUGGUUGAAUCAGAAAAAGAACAAUAGCAGUCACUUGAGUCUAAACAUUGAAGUCUGUAUGACAUUAUAAUAUUUCGUACUGUAUUUCAGAUAGUUCGUGAAACCUGUUUCUAUGAUUGACAAUGUCAAGGUGAACCCUGUGCAUAAUUUAGGUCAUAUAAUUCUGCAAUUUGCCGCAUAACAUACCAAGUCUCAGAGUUAAGAAACACAUGGCUUUCCUGCAUCUCGAGAAGUUUUCUUUGUGAUAUCUGAAUCAGCCAGAUUUUAUGCCAAUCUGAUGCUAGGAUGAUUUUAUGGUGCUGUCAAUCACAAUGAACCCUGACCCUGCCUCUGUGACGUGUCAAGCCAUGUGUUACUGACAGAAGUGAAUGCAGAGGAACAAGGAGUCUAUUCCAGCAAUAUUCUCCACACCGUAGAAGAUACUGCAAAUAUCUGAAUCCACUUAACUCCUCUCAGAAAAAAAAAAUCUUGAAAUGAAUGUUGUGUACUUGGCACACAAGUGCAAAUAAAAUCAACAGGAACAAAACCAGGCAAUUUA
Paramormyrops kingsleyae is the source of this 2001-nucleotide messenger RNA. It is a transcript of the gene prph, whose product is annotated as peripherin. Gene Ontology annotation, cellular component: plasma membrane; axon; cytoplasm. NCBI's taxonomy places the organism in Eukaryota, Metazoa, Chordata, Actinopteri, Osteoglossiformes, Mormyridae. Gene Ontology annotation, biological process: intermediate filament organization. The record is from RefSeq and is a predicted model, not a curated record. Gene Ontology annotation, molecular function: structural constituent of cytoskeleton.